Messenger RNA from Xenopus laevis (African clawed frog), 2692 nucleotides. Its product is annotated as putative nuclease HARBI1. The record is from RefSeq and is a predicted model, not a curated record. Lineage: Eukaryota; Metazoa; Chordata; Amphibia; Anura; Pipidae. The coding region runs from base 1581 to 2678 and encodes 365 amino acids. The transcript is spliced from 3 exons.
AAUCAUAAUACUAUGGGGGGAAUUCACAAAAGUGUCGGUAAAAAAAGUAACCCAGAAGUGGCGGUCGACAAAUUUGUAAAAUGUCGUAUGUACGUCAAAUUCACAAAGGGAGAUGUCACUGUCUUUGAAUCUCUCGUAAGUCCGGCAUUUUUAUAAAAUGUCGUAUAUAUUUUGUCGGUGGAACGACGGUUUAGUUAAAUUGUCGUAGUUACGUCAAAUUCAAGAAAAAAGGCGCAAUCACUGUACAACUGAUUAAAAUAAUGUCGUUAGAACGAAUAAAUAUGUCGUGUACCCGAAAGAACAUUUCCUAGCACGACAACUGCAGAAUAGCUUCACGUCACGUUGUAGAUGAGUUCUGUCACUCAGAGGAAGCUGCUUAAUCCUGAGGAGAUUUCGUUUUUCCGAAGAUAUUGUUCCUGAGGUUAUUCUAUAUAUAUUUAAAAUUUUCUAUUUAGAUUUCCUGGUUUUGACCUUGGCUUGUUUCUGGACACUGUUGCCUGCUGCCUGACCCGACCUUUGGCCUGUUUACUGGACUCUGUUUUUGCCUGCAGAUUCUUUUCAUCACAGGCUAGUAUAUUUAUAUUUUCUAGAAGCACCUGUUGUGUUGUUUUCAUUAAAUAUGGCAUUACUUCAUUCUCACUUUAAGACAGGGUUCUGUUAUUUACAGGUUUACCCUAAGUUCCUCAAUAUAAAGUCUCCCAUCUGAUUGCUUUAGUUCUCUGUCUGUUCUUUACAUUUAUUCACUUAGGAGUUAUGUGACCAUAUAAAAUCACAAAACACGGUUUCUUCCACACUUGACUUACUUCGCUCUGGGUGCAUCCAAUCCUCAGCUGCCCUCAAGUCAGCCAAAUUGUUCAGUCUUUGAAAAGCAGGGUAUGAAGCACACCGAUGGUAAGUGGUGUGUGGAAGAAACCGUGUUUUGACCUGAGGAAGGGGUUGUUCCCCUGAAAGCUUGUGUAAUAAUUUUCUGCUGAAUGAAAUGUUUUAAGGCAAUGCCAAUGGAUGUUGUGCUUCAUACCCUGUUUUUCAAAUACAUAUAAAAUCACAAGCCAGUGGGCCAAGUGCUAUUAUACAGGUCACUUAACUCUUAAUUUUUAUUGUGAUUGCUACUGGUGGGGGUAAUUAGAGCAUGAUCUGACACUGAGGUCAAAGAUGAGAGACAGCUACACAGGAGGCUGAGCAUGGGAAUUUGAAGUUGGCCACUGAUGUAGGAAUGCCCUGUUUAUAACAAAAGUAACAGUUAGAUCCCAUGGCAAAAUUACCAAACUAAAUAUGUUUUGUAUGCAUUUAUAUGCACUUUGAAUUAUGGCAGAUAUAUAGCUGCAGAUAUUUAGCUGCCUAGGACACAGAUAUAGGAUGGUGCUGAGGAGGAACCUGUUAUGCCAACCCCUAGACUGGACAUUGCACUAGGCUUUCAUGUGAAUGCUAUUAUUGCACAUGUAAUUCACUACCAUGUAUGUAUGUGCAGUAAUGAAUGUGUUAAGGAUGGAUGGGUUGGCUAGGGUGUCUAGGUGGCCUGGCCUACCACUGUUUUGAAUGUUUCAUUGUUGUAAUAAAAGUUUUUCUUUUCUUUUUAGAUUAUGGAAAUUAUAUUUCCCUCACUGUUUUUCUUCCAUUUAAGAAAGAAAAGAAUGGAAAAAGUCGAUAAGCCUUUUAAUAAUGGAAAGCAAGUUAAAAGGCGCAAAUGCCAGAAGAUAAAAAUGUUUCGUGACCGAGUGACGCUGGUGGACCUAACGGACACUGAGAUUAAGGAUCGAUACAGGCUAAACACUGUGGAGAUUCUAUCGCUGUAUGAUGUGCUGAAAGUGAAUUUGUGCAAGCCAACUAAAAGAUCUCACGCCAUCCCUGGCCUUGUACGUUUGCUGUUGGCAUUAAAUUUUUUUGCAAAAGGUGACUUUCAAAGUUGCAUAGCAGUGAUUGGCGGUGUGUCUCAAAGCUCUUGCAGCCGCUCAUUGGAUGAAGUUUUGAAAGCAAUUAUGUUAGUUUAUAAAUCGUAUGUCUACUUUCCUUCUGACAGCAGUUAUUUGAAUACAGUUAAAGGAAAAUUUUAUGAGAUUGGCGGAUUUCCUAACAUUGUGGGAAUUAUAGAUUGUACACACAUUACACUAUGCCCACCUGCUGACCUGGAGCACAUUUACAGAAAUCGGAAGAGCUCCCACAGCAUUAAUGUCCAGCUUGUGUGUUCCUUUAAUCUAAAAUUUGUGGAUAUAGUUGCUAAAUUCCCAGGCUCUUCUCACGAUUCGUAUAUCUUGUCAAAUUCAUCUUUGUCUGAACGUUUUCAACAGGGCGAAUUCAAAGAUUCGUGGCUAUUAGGAGAUUGUGGAUAUCCGUUAAAAACUUGGCUGAUGACGCCAGUGUGGCGGCCUAAGAAUGCAAAAGAAAAAAACUACAACCGAGUCCAUGCUACAACAAGAUGUAUAAUUGAAAGAGCAUUUGGAAUCUUAAAGAGCAAAUUCCGUUGUUUGGACAUCACUGGGGGGUCACUACUGUACUCGCCUGAAAAGGUGUGCUACAUUGUUGUAGCGUGUGUUGUUUUACAUAAUAUCAUUAUACAAAGGGUCCAAAAUGAUGUAUGUGAAAUCCAACCAGCAUGUGAAGAAAACACUGACCUUCAAAUGCAUGUUGACCAGAAUGAAGCAAUUAUCACAAGGAACGAUUUGAUUCAACGAUUUUUUUGAUUGAUUCACUUGAC